Molecule: messenger RNA, 2135 nt
Organism: Nerophis lumbriciformis (worm pipefish)
Lineage: Eukaryota; Metazoa; Chordata; Actinopteri; Syngnathiformes; Syngnathidae
Source: RefSeq, a predicted model, not a curated record
AGCAUGCCUUGCGGCAAGCAGCGUGAUUUAGCUCUUUAGCUCGCCGACUAUCAUAAACAAAGAAGGUUUUCUUUAGCUCGCCGACUAUCAUAAACAAAGAAGGUUUUCUUUAGCUCGCCGACUAUCAUAAACAAAGAAGGUUUUCUUUAGCUCGCCGACUAUUCUAAAACAAAGAAUGUUUUCGAUGAUUGUAAAGAUGUGUUUGUUGACUGGCAGCAUGUGAGAGUCGUAGGAGUGCUGAAAUGACCACAUUGACUUCCUUCCUCCCGUGUCGUAAACAUAUGAGCAGUGUCACAAUGUGCUGACUGAGCUCAGAGCAGCACAAGAAGUUUGAAAGAUGAAGAAAUGUGUCAUCUGCUGCUUGAUACUCGUCUUUAUUUGCUCUUUCCACGUCUUUGCCUUCACAAGUCACAUGUUCAGAAGACAUGGAGGCUUUUCUCUCUCCUCUCACUUCAACUAUGACACUUUCUACUUGGACCAAAAGAUCGAUCAUUUUGGCUUCCAGGAAGACGGCACGUUCAAACAGCGCUACCUCGUGGCCGACAAGCACUGGCGUCAACCGGGCGGUCCCAUUUUGUUUUACACCGGCAACGAGGGCGACAUCUCCUGGUUCUGCAACAACACUGGCUUCAUGUGGGACGUGGCUGAGGAGAUGCAGGCCAUGUUGGUGUUUGCAGAACAUCGCUACUACGGACAAUCCAUGCCCUUUGGACCGGACUCUUACCGAGACAGCAAACAUCUCAACUACCUGACCUCAGAACAGGCCCUGGCAGAUUUCGCUGUACUGAUCCAGAACCUGAAGUCCAGCAGGCCCGGGGCCCAACACAGCCCGGUCAUCGCCAUCGGAGGUUCUUAUGGAGGCAUGCUGGCCGCCUGGUUGAGGAUGAAAUAUCCUCACGUGGUGGUGGGGGCCUUGGCCUCCUCUGCUCCAAUAUGGCAGUUCUCUGGCAUGGUUCCUUGUGGAAACUUCUACUCAAUAGUCACUCAGGACUUUGCUCAAAGUGGACCAAACUGUCACACCAACAUCCGAGCCUCAUGGAAGGCCAUGGAUCGCAUCUUCUCCACUGCGUGGGGUCCCCAGUGGCUGUCGGAGGAGUUGAGCUUGUGUGCGCCACUCAAGAGCCAGAAGGACUUGGCAGACUUGAAGAGUUGGCUGCAGGAGACCUGGGUCAACCUGGCCAUGGUGGACUAUCCUUACAAAGCCGACUUCCUGCAGCCGCUGCCUCCUUGGCCCAUUCAGGCCGUGUGCAAGCAUCUGCGCCUGGAUUCCACCGCCUCCGACCAGCAGCUGCUGCACGCCGUCUCCCAGGCGGCCAAGGUCUACUACAACUCCACAGGAAGUUCCCCCUGCCUCAACACCUCUCAGACAGCCACCGGCAGCCUGGGCGAGCUGGGCUGGAACUACCAGGCCUGCACCGAGAUGGUGAUGCCCAUGUGCGCCGACGGGGUCCACGACAUGUUCCAGGCCGAGGAGUGGGACUUCCAGGCUUUCUCUGACGAGUGUCACGCCACAUUUGGCGUGCGGCCGCGAGCCGACUGGGCCGCCAGCGUUUACGGGGGGAAGGACAUCGCCUCGCACAGCAACAUCAUCUUCAGCAACGGCGGCCUGGACCCGUGGUCUUCAGGCGGAGUGACCUUCAACGUGUCCGACUCUCUGGUGUCCAUCAUGAUCCCUGAGGGCGCUCACCACCUGGACCUGCGCCACGCCAACCACCUGGACCCACCCUCCGUGUGCACCGCCCGGGUGUUGGAGCUGGGAUACUUCUGGAGGUGGAUCCAAGAGGCCAAAGCACAUCCACCUCUGGCGCCUGAGUCCUUGAGCAAAGAUCAAAGUAGCGGAAGCGCGUCUUUGAGCGCCUUGAAACUCUGCCGGCAACAUGGCGGCCCCUUUCAGUUCACUUCCUGCCAAGACUCCCCGCCGAGGCCCGGUCAAAGUCCGGCCGGCUCUCUCCUGGCACUCGCUGGCUCUUCCAUUCAGCAUCUCUUCCAGUCAAACGGCCUCUUCAUGAUUUUACUGCGGGGCUGUGAGGUGCACUUUAAUGAAUCUGUGCAACAAAGACUCUUUUCAGCGCGGCGGCGGGAGAAAGGGGGCUAUUUAGACCCUGUAGGGCUUUUUGUCAGAGGCAGCCCAUAAU